Molecule: messenger RNA, 1804 nt
Organism: Chiloscyllium plagiosum (whitespotted bambooshark)
Lineage: Eukaryota; Metazoa; Chordata; Chondrichthyes; Orectolobiformes; Hemiscylliidae
Source: RefSeq, a predicted model, not a curated record
AUGAAAUUUAAUAAGACAUACCCGGAAAAUACCAGCAUGCGAAGUUUUGAUGUCGUUUCUUUUGGUUCAACACUUUCUGUGACAUCCAACAACAGCAAGAAAGAUUGUUGGGAUUGCAGUCAGAGUGAUCCACCUCGUUGCUGGUGCUCCAGGCAGUGCUGCUGGAUCUCUAUUGUGAUGCUGUUAUUGGGAGUUACUGCUGCUGCUCUGGCAUGUGCUGUGGUCUUUGGCAUUCCAAAAAAUAUUCAAGACAGAUUUUGUAUAACUGCAAAUAAUCAUUCAGGAUUCCUGUGUGAUGACCGUGUCACCUGUUUGCAAUCUUCUCAAGUUUGCCACAGGAUCGAGGAUUGUUUGGACAAUGCUCAUGAACCUGCAAUGUGCAGUGACUUGCCGCACAAUCUACCAAGCUAUCUUGUGUUUAGAUGUGGCAAUCCUAAUUCAUGGAUUUACACUGACCAAGUGUGUAAUGGGUUCAACAACUGUGGAGAUUGCUCAGAUGAAUCAGGACCACGUGAGCAUUGAUUCUUAUCAGAAUCCAGUAAAUCAAUAACAACCUAGGGAUAUUUUUUAAAAAAGUGUUUUGAGUUUGUUGCAACGUUUUAAGAAAAUAGUUAAACAAUAUUUCUGAUGCAUUAGAAACUCUUCCACACAGCUGGAAAGGGACGUUGUUUCAGGGCACUGCACUUUGGCUGGGGAAGGUAUAUGUGGGGUAUGGCAAUAAGAUCGUUCUCGAUAGGUUGUUAGUUAACACACUAGCAGCUGGAGAAUGUAUUUCCUUCUGCUUAUGUCCUUGGGGUGCUGCAUGAGUAAGACUGGUGUGGAAAACAUGAGUGCCCCCAUUUAUGAGCUUGCAACUAUCUCCAAUUAAGGUUUUAUGGCAUAUCUAACCGUACUAUAUGCAAUCUCAAGUAUUUGAUAUAGUUAAUAGUUCUUAAACAUAACAACUGUUUCUAGCCCUAAAUGUCACCUGACCAUCUGCAGCACAUUUUCUAUGUUAAGAUUUAAAUAUGGUUGAUGUCAAACUAUUGCUAUAUUUUUGGAUCUAAUUUUAAUUUCAGUGUCCAACUGUCUUCCGUGUGGGCCACAGUACUGGAGCUGCAAAUCUGUUGUCUCUCAGUACUGUAACUGCAUUCCCAGAGAACUGUGCAGGGAUGAUGUACAACACUGUGUGGAUUGGUCAGAUGAGUACACCUGUCCUGCAAACUGAUGUCAGAAGUGGGAAGGAAUAGCAUAACACCAAGGGUGAUGACAGCCUGAGUAUCAGUAAUCCCAUAUUGCUUAACAAGGACAGCAGAUUUCUGUUUUGUGCUUCUUUUAUCUACAAAAUGCAUCUUUGACCUGCAAAUGGCUUUGGAAAUUACGGCAUCUCACUGCAUACACUAUAUUUUAAGCUGUUACAGACUCAAACUUACACAGAUGCAAGCAUCCAUCCCAUUCUUGUGAAACAGUUGUGCAGCAUUAUUGUCUAUUAAAAUGGUAUCUAUGUUCAAACUCUCCAGCAUAACAAGAAUCAAUGUUACUUAAACUGUAAUUGGUUUGUGCCUUUUUCCCCCUAUUGUUGUUAUAUUUCACAAUUGCAUAUUCUGUGCUUUUUUUUACUUGUAUUGUCAAGCUUCCUUGAAAUACACAUUCAUUACAUGAAAUGUCUUUUGAUGGGAAACAGUAGUUUAAAAAAAACUUAAGUUUUCUGUAUGUGAGAUUAUAAUUGUUCUGCCAGGCAACAGUGUAUACAGUUGGAGGUCAUAAUGUGGGCGGCACGGUGGUUAGCACUGCUGCCUCACAGCGCCAGAGACCCGGGUUCAAU